AUGGCGGCCAACAAUGUGUUGAAGACGGUGGUGCUGGCAACGGUGAUGGGAGGGAUUCUGGGCCUGGAACUGUACUAUUUCAACGACCGCGGAAGAGCGGAGCCGAUCAGAUUCAUGCUCCACUAUGCUGGGAUCAAUUUCACGGAUUAUCGGUUCUCCAGAGACGAUUGGAAUGCCUCAAAGAACUCGAUCAGUAAGUAAAAGUCAUCGUUUUUUUUGGAAUUAUGGUUUAGCCAAAAAGCGACUGGGUUAUUUUCUUAUAAUUCUAACAAUAAAUGCACACCUUUUCAGUGUUCAACACUCUCCCAGCUCUCGUUCAAGACAUGGGCAUUGUCGAUAACAGCGGUGCGAUCACUCGAUACGUUGCUCAUGAAGCAAGUCUCUUGACGCCCAGUUAUUUGGAAGACGCACAAAUGGAUGAUCUUUUCGAGAAAUCACAAGUUCUCAUGCAAGAUUUCUUAACGUACAUCGAUAUUGUUGAAGGCAGGACUCCGGGGAAUGCGGUGAGUGAGGUUUAUAAGACCUCAAAGAGGUUCAGGUACCUUAACUAUUCAAAAUCUUGUCUAGUGGGAAGUUCUCCAAGUGUAAGACUCAGAUUUUCUAUAGAUCUUGCAAUUUGGUUUCGCCGCAAAGACAGUUGGUGCGAUUUUCGAUGCGACAGAGUGCUCGUUAUUUUCCCGACACACUUAUAUUAAAAUACGUAGAAUUAUAUCAAAUAUAUUAAUACAUUUUAGACCGCCUCCCGUCCCACUCUCAUCGAUGCGCCUGUGAAAAUGUACUAUCCAGUCAUUGAGUCCUACAUCAAUCCAGAUACCGGACUAUUCGGGCGCUACUCGAUCAUCUACAUGGACUUUGUUUGGUACAAUCUUUCGGAUCUGCUGAACUCAUACGCACCGGAUGUUCUGUCCAAUUACACCAAGUCCAUUCAGCAUUGGUGGAAGGUGGAUGGCUACAACAACACAAACUUCCAAUCCUACCUGCAGAACAGAUACGUCGAUUUCGGGCGGAAUGGCACCAUCAUGAUCACCAAUGUAUUUUAA
This is a messenger RNA of Bursaphelenchus xylophilus (pine wood nematode), 1040 nucleotides long. The record is from the annotation of a GenBank genome assembly. NCBI's taxonomy places the organism in Eukaryota, Metazoa, Nematoda, Chromadorea, Rhabditida, Aphelenchoididae.